This is a messenger RNA of Dentiscutata heterogama, 801 nucleotides long. Lineage: Eukaryota; Fungi; Glomeromycota; Glomeromycetes; Diversisporales; Gigasporaceae. The record is from the annotation of a GenBank genome assembly.
AUGUCGCAAGAUGCUCACUCUAAUUCAUGCAAUAGUAAUGGGGUCGACAAAGCAACCGAGCAGGAACUCAUAAUUAUCUUGGAGAAUGGAACAGAUCCAACACCGGUACGAGCAAUUCGCAGACCUGAACCAAAAUUGCAUGCUCCUGUACAUGUACCUUUUCCACCGGCUGUAAAUGCUGCCUCUUUAAUUCGGAUCAAUAAGGAUGGCGCAUUACUUGCAAGAUGUACGAAUAAGUUUUUAAUUUAUCGUAAUCAAUUCGCGAAAGAAGUUAGGACGCAAGGGUACAAUCUUUCUAUGAGUGAAGUAUCUUGUUUAGCAGCCCAAGCAUGGAAACGGGAACCUAAUCACGUUAUCAGGAAAUACAGUGAUAUUGCUCAAGAAGUUAAAUGGCUACACAAGCAAUUGUCUAGGUCGGGUUCCAAAAAAGGGAGGAAGACUUCGAAUUCCUCAUUAUUAUCUUCAGAUUCCUCAUUGUUAGGUUCUCAAGCGAAAAAAAUUAUAAGCAAAAAUAAACCAGAUCAGUUAAUGCGUCUUUCUACGGCUAUUACAAACGUAUGCCGUAAUCAACAGAUAUAUGAUCAUCAUUCACUUCAAGAAUGUCAUCAAGAAUUACCAACAACUCCUUUAACUCCAGAUUACUAUUCUCCAGAAUUUUCAUACCCGUCACCAUCGAUGCUUAAUUCACAAUAUCCAGUAAGAAUAAGCGACAUGAUUAAAGAUGCUUUUGUAUCUGAAAAUUAUCAAUACAACGAUUUGGUAUUGACCGUUAACUAUUGCACAGACCAGUUUUCAAUUUGA